Linum tenue is the source of this 1927-nucleotide messenger RNA. NCBI's taxonomy places the organism in Eukaryota, Viridiplantae, Streptophyta, Magnoliopsida, Malpighiales, Linaceae. The record is from the annotation of a GenBank genome assembly.
GGCAUUGUGUUGUCUGCAAUAUUGUUGUUCUCCGCCACUCCCCUUUCUAAAUAUUCAACCUUCCACUCUAUAAAUCACAAUCUCUCUUCUUCCGUCCUCCUCCGUCAACCCGCCGGCGCAAUUUCCACGAUCAUGACCAUGAGCAGCAACCCCGGUCAGGGAGCUGGUCAGCAGUUCGGCGACACCACGCUGACCAAAGUCUUCGUCGGCGGGCUGGCGUGGGAAACCCCCAAGGACACGAUGCGCGACCACUUCGAGAAGUACGGCGAGAUCCUCGAGGCCGUCAUCAUCUCCGACAAGCUCACCGGCCGAUCCAAGGGCUACGGCUUCGUCACUUUCAAGGAAGCUGAAUCGGCGAAGAAGGCCUGCGAGGACGCCUCUCCGGUCAUCAACGGCCGCCGCGCCAACUGCAACCUCGCCUCCCUCGGCGCUCGCCGCCAGCAGCAGAGGUCCGCCGCCGCCCCUCCCGCCUCCACCACUCCGCCGCCGCUUCCACAUCACCACCACCACAAUCGACAAGGAUCCAACGGCGGGGUGAGGUCCACGUCAGCGGUAGGAGCAGCCAAUCACCAUCAAGUUCAGUGGUACUAUCCAGCUGCAGCAUCGGCGGCAACUGCCGCCGUCGCUUUCGCACACCACCACGCCGCCGUCCCUUUCUACGGGUACAAUCCGACUUACAUUGCAACCGAUAUGGGCUACAAUCAGAAGUUGAGCUACGGCGGCGCCGGUGCCGGAGGGGCGUACAUGGGCGGCGGCGGCGGGCAGUACGGUCAUCAUCAGGUUUACACGGGGAUGAUGGGAUCCGGAGGAAAUACAAUGAUGCCAAUCUACCCGGUGUACCAGUACUACGGAGGCGCGCACCACCAAUCUCAUCAUCAUCCGGCGGCGGCAAUGGGGAUGCCGGCGAUGUACUCGCCGGCGGGGCCCAUCAUCUCCAAACCUCCACCCAUGGUGGCCCAUCCUCCUGCCUCCGGUAAUCAAUCAUAAAGAAAUGUCAAAUUAGUUAUGUACAGUUCGUUAAACCUGCAGUUCGCGGUUAACCACAUGCAUGAUCCUUGUACAUAUGAUUAUCAAUUCCGAUUGACCGGGUCUGUAAUAUAUAACAACACGCAUACUGUAUAUAUAUGUUUUUCCCCAGUGUUGUUUGUUUAGGGUUUAGGGAUUAGGGUUAAAAGAUAAAUUGUCCGACGAAGAGAAUCGUUCAUGUCACGUGCCUUCCUGAUUGGGUUGUAGUGGUGGGGCCCGCUCUCAUUUCGACAGCUGGCCAAUUGGGCGGGAGAUGAACCACAUGGGAAGAUGGAUCAUCAUAUGUGUGCUUUCUCUGCAUGAAUUUGACCAAGUUAAUUUGAUUAUUUACUGCUGCUUGGAAAGGAGGGUAGUAAAAGAUUAUUUUUAAGUCGGGUGUGUAAAGUAAAAGUAAAAAGAUGAUUUUAUGAUGAUUAAACUGAUAUUACAAAGACAGUUUGCUUGGCUGUGGAGUAGGUGGUACAGUUGGGAGCAGUUGACAGCUUUAACAAGGUUGGUUGUUAAAGCCAAAGGCCGGUCCCCAAUUUCUCUUUUAACACCGCAAAAGGAAGAAAAGAAGAAGCAAAUAACCAAAUUAUGUCGCCGCCGAGGAAAAAGAAAGCUGGGAUCUCGUCAAGCUGCUGCUGGGCUGGUUGUUGGGCUCAUGGGCAUGCUUUUGCUGCUACAGAAUCACCAUUAUUUAUCUGGAUCUGUCGCGGCCCAUUCCAUUUUUUGUUUUGUUUUGUUUUUCCUUCAUUAACAAAAAAAGAAAAAAAGUCGCUUUUCUUUCAUUAUCAUUAAUUUUGUUAUUGAGUUAAUUUGAAGGGCUAUUAUUUGAUUAAUUAAUUCAACUAGCUGCAGGUUCAAUGGAUACUGGAUAAGAUCAUAACCAAGAUGACUCUUUGAUUAUUCUAAAUUUUUG